CCUGGCGGGCGAGACAAGCCGGGCUGCAAAGCCGCAGCCCCCACCUCCUCUUCCUCCUCCUCCGCCUCCUCCUCGUCCUCCUGCCGCUGCCCCUCCCGCAGCCCCCUGCCCCCCGGGGUGCCCGGGGUCCCCGCCUUCGUCGCGGCGGACAUGUGCACCAUGUCCUUCAAGAAGGAAACCCCGCUGGCCAACGCGGCAUUCUGGGCUGCCCGGAAAGGGAAUCUGGCGUUGCUGAAGCUGCUGCUGAACAGCGGGCGCGUGGACGUGGACUGCAGAGACAGUCACGGCACGACGGUCCUGAUGGUGGCUUCGUACGCCGGCCACGUCCAGUGCGUCCGAGAGCUAGUGUUGCAAGGAGCCGACAUCAAUCUCCAGAGAGAGUCAGGCACCACGGCUCUCUUCUUCGCCGCCCAGCAGGGCCACAACGAUGUCGUCUGCUUCCUCUUCCAAUUCGGGGCCUCUACUGAAUUCCGGACGAAGGACGGAGGUUCGGCCUUGCUGGCGGCCAGCCAGUAUGGACACCGGGAGGUGGUGAAGACGCUCCUGAAGCACGGCGCCAACAUCCACGACCAGCUCUACGAUGGGGCCACCGCUCUCUUCUUAGCGGCCCAGGGAGGCUACUUGGAUGUCAUCCGAUUGCUGCUGUCUUCGGGGGCGAAAGUGAACCAGACGAGGCAGGACGGGACGGCGCCUCUGUGGAUCGCGUCCCAGAUGGGGCACAGCGAGGUGGUGCGGGUGAUGCUCUUGCGAGGAGCGGACCACGACGCUGCCCGGACGGACGGCACCACGGCCCUGCUCAAGGCGGCCAACAAAGGCUACAACGACGUCAUCGAGGAGCUUCUUAAGUUCUCUCCCACCCUCGGCAUUCUGAAGAACGGCACGUCGGCCCUGCACGCCGCGGUUCUUAGCGGCAACAUCCGAGCGGUGACUCUCCUCCUGGAGGCGGGGGCCGAUCCGGCCCUCCGAAACAAGGCCAACGAACUGCCGGCAGAGCUCACCAAAAACGAGCACAUCCUGAGUCUCCUCCGAACGAAAGGAACCCCCUGGAAAUCCUAAUGCAGCUCCACGUCCGAGAAGGCCAGCCCCAUCCACGUCGGAACCGGGACCAAACUGGGCUGGAAUACGG
Molecule: messenger RNA, 1126 nt
Organism: Tachyglossus aculeatus (Australian echidna)
Lineage: Eukaryota; Metazoa; Chordata; Mammalia; Monotremata; Tachyglossidae
Gene: ANKRD29
Product: ankyrin repeat domain 29
Exons: 10
Coding region: 151-1056 (301 amino acids)
Molecular function (GO): protein binding
Source: RefSeq, a predicted model, not a curated record